Oncorhynchus tshawytscha (Chinook salmon) is the source of this 3582-nucleotide messenger RNA. Its product is annotated as transmembrane protein FAM155B-like. The record is from RefSeq and is a predicted model, not a curated record. Gene Ontology annotation, cellular component: plasma membrane. Bases 443 to 1651 code for a protein of 402 amino acids. NCBI's taxonomy places the organism in Eukaryota, Metazoa, Chordata, Actinopteri, Salmoniformes, Salmonidae. Gene Ontology annotation, molecular function: stretch-activated, monoatomic cation-selective, calcium channel activity. Gene Ontology annotation, biological process: calcium ion import across plasma membrane. The transcript has 3 exons.
UGGCGACAGACUAAACGAGACUAUCAAGGAGGGAGAAGAUGAGAGACAAAUUUCGCUUUUUUUCAUCAGAAACGGAAGAAAAAAAUAAGUAAUUGUGUCAUGUUUGAGGAUGACAGAUAUAGCAUAAAGAUUUCGUUUUUGUACAUACUAUGCGUUUCUUGUGUGAUGCUGCACCGGUGCUGGAGGUGUCAGUAGGAUUUCGCAAUAUGUUACAAUUUUGGGUGUAUAGGGAAUAUUAUGCCGGACGUUAUCUAUUUGCAAUGGAUCAUUGUAAAAAUUAGACGCCAGGGUUUGGAACUGGAUUGAUUUCUUGACACAACAACUUGGGGAAAAUUCUUCCCAUCACCAUGUUGCAAACGAGGUAGGUGACAUUGUUUGGGGGAUAGCCUAUAUUGCAGAGGUGAAAAACCCAUCUGAGAUCGCUUUUGUCUCCCCCUAAAAUAUGAUCAGGGGUGCUUGGAUGUUUCGAAGGGAAGAUGACGCCGUGUUAAAAAUCUGUUGUGCACCCAAACAAAACGACAAACCCUGUGCCGAUUCCGAGAGGGUACAGAAAUGGCGAAUGUCUUUGGCAUCCCUAUUAUUUUUCACUGUCCUUCUCUCUGAUCACCUCUGGUUGUGUGCUGGAGUUAAACUGAGGUCCAAGGAUAGGAGCAACCGCAAAAUCUGGAGUAACACGACUGACGGGGUCCACCCGGCUCUAAAUGAGGAGAAAUUUGGUAUUUUUCUAAGCAAUUUCACCAAAUCCGCUGCUCCAAGUCCUCAUUGCACUGAUUCUCAAAGCCACCACACUCACCUGGAGUCAGCCUGCACCACGUUGUAUCAGCAAAAAAAUGGCUUUGGGUCCUCUUUCUCAACUCCAUCAACGUUCUCGUCACAGAUGUUACUUGAUUAUUUUAGGAAUUUCAGCCUUUCUUUUUGUGAUUCUUACACCAUCUCCGACUUACUGUUGGGGAUGUCAAGCCCAGACAGUUUGAAUUGCAGUCUUCAGAACAUGGUUUUGGAUUUGUUUAGAGGCGGUGGGGAUGACGAGGAUGUCUGCAGCAUCUGUAUCCAGGCGUACAUGCGGCUGGACCAACACGCUCAGGAAAAAUAUGAAGAGUUUGACUUCUUCUUUCUCAAGUAUUUAUCGGAGGAUUAUUCCGUCCGAUCCCACACAGAAGACUGUAAGUCAGUCUACAAAGCCUGGUUAUGCUCAGAAUACUUCAACGCCACCCAGAGCCAGUGUCAACACAGGAUUCCCUGCAAGCAAUAUUGUCUGGAGGUCCAGACCAUGUGCCCCUUUGUGUUACCAGACAAUGACGACUUGGUCUACGGAGGACUAUCCAGUUUCAUCUGUACAGGGCUACUAGAAAACCAUUUAACCAAUGCAGACCCAGAGUGUUGUGAUGUCAGAUGGAGUGGCUGCGACCCCUCUGUGGGGGCGGCGUGCGCCCUGACACAGCUUCCAGGGUCGUCGUCAUGGCAGCGGCGCAGCUCCCCGCCCGUGUCAGCUGCAUCGCGGCUGUGCAGCAGCAGACUAAGACUGUGUGUUCUGGUCCUCAUCCUGCUGCACACUGUCGUCUCCUUCUCCACUGUCCAGAGCAGUGGCGCUGUGGGCCUGGAGGCCAUGGUACCCCUGCCCCUGGAGGAGAGCUCUGCCCGAGAGGAGUGACUGAUUAUGAACAAUAGUUUCUACUGUUCCCUGCCUCCAGUCUACAGAGACCCCUUCCUUCACAGUACCUGAGGAGUGAGGCGUUUAUAACCCUCUCUCUCCAUCCAGUCCCCUCCACAGGACAUCAGCAAUGAGGAGGUUAUACACCGUUCCAGGGCAGGCUACAGCUCGGUAUACCUCCUCACCCUCCACCACACCGGAGGAGUGGCGAAGCACGGGCCCUCCCCUACCUCGACACAGAGAGGUAUGGAGGUGGAUGAGGUUUCGAAACUGAGAACCAGACAUGUCUCACAUGUAAGGAGGACAUGAAAGGGCAUAGGGAAAGAGAGGCGGGUCUCCUAUCAUCCCAGGGUCCAGAGGAAGCGUCGAUUUUAUAACUGAAAGAGGUACUGUAUGCUGUUUCUGAGAAGGUUUUGGGUACAAAUGGCCUUUUUCAAGUUUUAUCACUACUCUAUUUAAUGAGUUGAGUGAUGUUUUUGGGGAUUUACGUAUGACGUUGGGUGUUGAGUUUGUGAACUGCACAGUGGGGAAAAGUAUGAGUUGCAGGCUCGUAUGCUAUUUUUUUUUAUCUGGUGUGUGUGUGUGUGUGUGUGUGUGUGUGUGUGUGUGUGUGUGUGUGUGUGUGUGUGUGUGUGUGUGUGUGUGUGUGUGUGUGUGUGUGUGUGUGUGUGUGUGUGUGUGUGUGAAUACAGUGAAGAAGUCAGCAAUAUAAUGUAUAUGACCCAACACAAAUCAGAUGACCAUUACAUCUUCCAAGCUAACAGAAUACGCACAACAAAUACUUUGUUUGGCUCAGAGUAAAUAUUAUUCUUAUUCUCAGUACCACUACCCUCAUUAUCAUACACCAAGUAGAAUCAGUUCAUGCAAGUAUUGGAUUACAGAUCCUAAUCAAAGGUAAACCAUGUUGUUUUUGAUAGAUGUCAGAAGUACACUACUAAUGCUGUGGAGGAACAUGUGUUUAUGCAAAGCUGAUUGAAACGAGUUGAAACCCCCACUGGGUCUCUAAUCGCUUACAGAAGGCACAUGAUUGUGCAAUGGAAGACUGUCUGUAUUAUAACUACACCAAUCAUUUCUUACUCAUAAAACAGACAAUUUACCACGUAUUACACAUAACAAAGACCCAGAGUGAUAAUUGGAGCAGAAUGUUAUCAUGGCUGAAUGUUUAAGAAAUGUUCAAGAUGUGAAUGCAUCGUGUCAUCAAAAAACUGAGGCAUGUGUGUAUGCCCUCAAUGUCUUCUUGUGUGUCCAUUACAUUCAUGGUGAAAUACAGUGAUUACAGUAUUUGGAAAGAACCAAAACUUUAUAAAUAUACUUCUAAAUAUUAGAGAUAUAGAAAAAGAUCCACCUUGAUUUAUUCAUAGGCAAUCUGUUGGGAAGCGGUUUUGUUAUUUGUAAAGACAAGCUAGAGCAUGAUUAUAUAAAUGGUUCUCAUAUGUUUCUGAUUUCUUGGAUUGAAUACUUCUGACCUCUCUUUUCCUGGCAUAAUUUGUGUAUUAUUCUUACAAAUAGUUGGUCAAAUUUGGGCUUGUAUUUGGGAAGCUGAAAUAAAAUAACUGUCUUCCAAUGUGACAAAUUGAUUCACAAACAGGAAUUGUGAAUAAUUUUUUAUCUUACAAAGUAUUCCUGGGUUCACCUCCCAAACAGAUACUAUAUGUGACCUUGGUCUAGCAGAAUACAGGCAUAUUGUUUAUGUCCUAACAAAACUAUCUUAACUAUUUUACUAUUGAAAAACUAUAUCAUAGCACAGGUUUUUACAGCGUAUUGUAUACAGUAUGUAUAUGAAUUUAACUUGGAUUUGAAUAUCUGAGCAUUUUAGUAAUAUAAACAAAUCAGAGAUCUAUGAGAUGCAUGAGAUUCAGAUUAUUUAUUUAUCUAAAAUAAAAUAUAUUAUAAACUUGGUGGUUCGAGCCCUGAUGGCUGAUUGGUUGAAA